AUGAUCUCUUAUCGCUUCUUCAAUCUCUCCCCCCACACCUCUUCACCUCAGCUCCAUGAGUAUGUGGACGACACAGAGAACAAUCUCCACGAGUAUGUGGACGACACGGAGGACUAUGUGAACGCACAGCUGGACUACCGCAGGAACCAGCUGCAGGGGACCGCAAUUUCAUUAAUUUACCUUCCAUCCCCCAUUUCCCCGUCCCCUUCUCGUUCUCUUUCUUCCCCAGCUGCACCCUGGUGCCGCACCCGGGCUGCAACACACCCUCCCACUCCCCUGUAUUCUUCUCUCCGAUGGCCCCUCCCAACCCUCCACCUAUCCCUCCACCAGGUGCUGAUAACAGCAACGGGGACGGUGCUUUCGAUGCUCAUUGUCAUCAUUGCUGCCUUCUUAAUGAACCUCCCCAACUUCCUCUUUGACACUCUGAUCCAAUGGCCACUUCCUCACCGUGCUGCUGCUGCCUCUCCUUGCUGCCCCCCUCCUCCCCCUCCAUCCGCUCAUCCCAGGUGCUGA
This is a messenger RNA of Closterium sp. NIES-65, 513 nucleotides long. Lineage: Eukaryota; Viridiplantae; Streptophyta; Zygnematophyceae; Desmidiales; Closteriaceae. The record is from the annotation of a GenBank genome assembly.